AUGGCGGCCAAGUCGGAUGGCGGCGGCGGCGGCGGCGGCGGCGGCGGCGGCGGCUUCGCCCAGCUGCACAACCUGGACGAGGCGGCGGCGGCCACGGGCGGCGGCGUCGGGGCAGCGGCGGCCGAGGUGGCGGAGGAGCCGGGCGCAAGCAGCUCCUUGCACAUCUGCCACUGCUGCAACACGUCGUCUUGCUACUGGGGCUGCCGGAGCGCCUGCCUGCGGAACCUCUUCGGGCGGGCCGCCGCCACCGCCGCCGCCGAGCCGCUGGCCCCGCGCCCCCCCGCCGCCGCCGCCGCCGAAGGGCCGCCGGAGGGCGGCGAGGCGGCCGAGCGGCCGUGGCUGGACUGCCUGUGGAUCGUGCUGGCGCUGCUGGUGCUGCUGGGGGAUGUGGGCACGGACCUGUGGCUGGCGCUGCACCACUACGGCCGGCGGGACUACGUGUGGUGCGGCCUCACCCUGGCCUUCGUGCUGCUGCCCUCGGUGCUGGUGCAGAUCCUGAGCUUCCGCUGGUUCGUGCAGGACUACACGGGCGGCGGGCUGGGCGCCGUGCAGGGGCUCAGCAGCCGCGGGCCGCCCAUGAUGGGGGGGACCGCGGGCCGGCGUGGGGGACCCGCCGGCGGGGUAGGAGGAGCCGGCGGCACCGCCACCCCCGGGGCGCAGCGCCUCUGCAGGAUCUCCGUCUGGGUCUGGCAGUCCGUCAUCCACCUGCUGCAGAUGGGGCAGGUCUGGAGGUAUAUCCGAACUAUGUACCUGGGGAUCCAGAGUCAGAGGCGGAAGGAACACCAGCGGCGUUUCUACUGGGCUAUGAUGUACGAAUAUGCAGACGUAAACAUGCUGCGCCUCCUGGAAACCUUCCUCGAGAGCGCCCCUCAACUGGUGCUACAGCUCUGCAUAAUGAUCCAAAAGAACCGUGCAGAAACAUUACCAUGUGUGUCCUCUGUGGCCUCCCUGAUGUCCCUGGCUUGGGUGCUAGCCUCCUAUCACAAGCUUCUUCGGGACUCUAGGGACGACAAGAAGAGUAUGAGCUACAGAGGGGCCCUCAUCCAUCUCUUCUGGCGCCUCUUCACCAUCUCAUCCCGAGUUAUUUCUUUUGCUCUCUUUGCUUCCAUCUUCCAGCUCUACUUUGGGAUCUUUGUAGUGGUCCAUUGGUGUGCCAUGGCUUUCUGGAUCAUCCAUGGUGGGACAGAUUUCUGCAUGUCUAAGUGGGAGGAGAUCCUCUUCAACAUGGUGGUAGGGAUUGUGUACAUUUUCUGCUGGUUUAAUGUCAAGGAAGGGCGGACUCGAUACCGAAUGUUUGCGUAUUACACGGUGGUCCUGACGGAGAACGCUGCCUUGACGCUCCUUUGGUAUUUUUACAGAGAUCCUGACACCACUGACUCCUAUGCCGUGCCAGCACUGUGUUGUGUCUUUCUUAGCUUUGCUGCUGGGAUAGCUUUGAUGCUGUUAUAUUAUGGUGUGCUGCAUCCCAUGGGGCCAAGAGCUAAGAUCUUUGCCAGCUCCUGUUGCGCCGAGCUGCUCUGGGGCAUUCCUCUGCCCCCCGAUGUUGAGCCCAUGGCGCCCCAAACCCCUGGGUACCGGGGGGCCCAGGCUACGCCCACCAGAGCGGUCACGGAGCAACAGGAGGAACUCACAGCUGACACUUGCUUGCCCGUUUUCCAGGUGAGAGCAAUGGUACCAUCUACUCCAUCUGGGCGACCCUACCCCCCUGAGGGGCCUCUCAUUAAGAUUGACAUCCCAAGAAAAAGAUAUCCUGCCUGGGAUGCUCAUUUUGUAGACAGGAGGUUAAGAAGAACUAUCAACAUCCUCCAAUAUGUCACCCCCACAGCUGUAGGUAUUAGAUAUAGAGAUGGACCUCUCUUAUAUGAGUUGCUACAAUAUGAAUCUUCACUUUAAAGCUCCUUAAAGCAAAAGUAAAAGAGGGGACCUUAUUUUUGUUUACGGUAAACACAGAUCAUGAAACAAACACAAACCUUCAGAUAAGCUUUCUUUCUGGUUGCUGUAUGUAUAAAAAAAAAAAGAUAUUCUCUAUGUUUUGUAAGUAAAAACAAAAAGAAAAACUUUUCUUUUGUUUUUUACACACAAGAAACAGUAUUUCAACUUCCACACCUAGGAUUCACAGGUGGAGAAGGAGGCAUCUCCACAUCAGUUUUAUACCGUACACCAAGUGUAGAACAUUAUUUAUGGGAUUGGUGCUGAUUGAAAAAUAAAAAAAAAAAACAAACAAACAAACCUACAACUGCCUUAUGCCCUUAGGUGCUGAGUUUCAUUAAGUACUGUCACCUUUCUCAUGCAAAACUCUUUGAUGAUUAUAUGCCAGGAAAAAAAAAAAAAAAAUAAAACAAACCAUCCAACUGAAAUGCAAACCUUAAAGUUAAAAAAAAAACAACAAAAAAGAGAGAAAUGUAUGAAAAAAAUCAAAUCCUGUUGCUCUUUUUGGAUUUAGAAGUAAAUCCCUCCAAAUGUCUAAAGAUAAGAAAACAAAGAUAAGAAAGUAAAGCCAAGACAACCCCAAUGGAGUUUGAUUUUUCCAACAGCUGAAAGACAAAAUCAGGUCUGUAAGACAAUUUGGCAAGGAAUUUAUAACACCAUUGGGCCAAGCCUUGACCGAGUUGUGUUAUAAAGGUGACCCCACCCUGGAGCCAUUUUCCUUGUGGAAAUGGACCCUGUACAAAGGUGGGAUUGUACCAGAUCAGUGUGAAAAUACAGGAUCUGAUCUUGUCCCCAACAACUACUCAUGCUAAAGCCCCACUGUCUCCAGUGGAGCAAAUACCAACAGUCUGAGCCCAGAAUAAGGCCUGCCACCUUGAUUUCUGGAAAAUGAAAAAUUAUCGAAAUUACAAACCAAAAAUAUG
Cinclus cinclus is the source of this 2852-nucleotide messenger RNA. It is a transcript of the gene XKR6, whose product is annotated as XK related 6. The transcript is spliced from 3 exons. Lineage: Eukaryota; Metazoa; Chordata; Aves; Passeriformes; Cinclidae. The record is from RefSeq and is a predicted model, not a curated record. The coding region runs from base 1 to 1893 and encodes 630 amino acids. Gene Ontology annotation, biological process: engulfment of apoptotic cell; phosphatidylserine exposure on apoptotic cell surface; apoptotic process involved in development. Gene Ontology annotation, cellular component: plasma membrane.